CGCGGGACCCGGAGCUGCCGCCGAACCAGACGCGGGCACGUCCCCGCCGCUCGCAGCUCCCGGAGGCGGGGGCGCGGGGAGCCAGGCUCGGGGCGCCGGCGGUUGCGCCGACAGAGGCCGGCGGGGAGAGCGCCAUGAGGGCGGACUCGGGGCUUCGGCUGGAGGCCCUCCCGCGUCCUCCACGAGCCCUUCCACCUGUGCCAAGUGCUAAUCAAGGUGAUAUUCCACUUAGUCGUCCUAAGAAAAAGAAGCCCAAAACAAAGAACACACCAGGUAGUGCUUCUUUGGAAGGCCUUGUUCAGACUGCUGUUCACAGGCCAUCUGAGGGCGGUGAGCCGCCGACUAAAGAAUCCACAGAGCAUCCAGAAGAAGCUCCUGUUCAGAGGAGACAGAAGAGGACAAGGCUACCUCUUGAAUUGGAGACUUCCUUAACCCAAAAGAAGACUUCGUCUUUAUUAAGAAAUGAAAAUGGUAUUGAUGUGGAGCCGGCUGAAGAGACAGUUAUUCAAAAACCUCGAAGGAAGACAAAGAAAACCCAGCCAGCAGAAUUACAGUAUGCCAAUGAGCUAGGUGUUGAAGAGGAAGACAUAAUUACUGACGAGCGAAGUGGCCCAGAACAACAGUCCGUAUUCACUGCACCCACUGGAGUUAGCCAGCCUGUAGGCAAAGUGUUUGUGGAAAAAAGCCGGCGAUUCCAGGCUGCUGAUCGUUCAGAGUUGAUAAAGACCACAGAAAAUAUAGAGGUGUCGAUGGACAUGAAGCUUUCCUGGACAACCAGAGAUGUCGCACUCUCGGUCCACCGGGCCUUCAGGAUGAUUGGUCUCUUCUCUCACGGCUUCUUGGCUGGCUGUGCUGUGUGGAACAUUGUUUUCAUAUAUGUUCUAGCAGGAGAUCAGCUUUCUAACCUCUCCAACCUUCUGCAACACUACAAGUCCUUAGCAUAUCCAUUCCAGAGUCUUCUCUACUUGCUUUUAGCUCUAAGUACAGUUUCAACUUUUGACAGGAUCGACUUUGCUAAAACAUCAGUAGCGAUCCGAAAUUUCCUUGCCCUGGAUCCAACAGCUUUAGCAUCUUUCUUGUACUUUACUGCUCUUAUAUUAUCUCUGAGUCAGCAAAUGACAAGUGACAGAAUCCAUCUUUACACACCUUCUUCUGUCAAUGGUAGCCUCUGGGCAGCAGGUGUUGAGGAACAGGUUCUCCAGCCGUGGAUUGUGGUGAAUCUGGUGGUGGCCCUUCUGGUUGGACUCUCUUGGCUUUUUUUGUCUUAUAGACCAGGCAUGGAUCUUAGCGAAGAGUUGAUGUUCUCUUCUGAUGUGGAAGAAUAUCCUGAAAAUGAUAAAGGACUCAAGGCCUCUUCGUAACGCCAGCUCACCUGCAGUGUAGUAAUGGCCCAGUAUUUAGAAUUUUUCCUAUUCUUGUUUUUAAAUGUAUUUUUAUAAGAUAUGUACAGGUAUAUUUGGAAUUGAUCUUUUGAUUAUAUAGUACUGAAAAUUUUCUCAAUAUUACGGAAAAUGUUAAAACUUGAGUCUUCAACUCAUAACCAAACAUUAAUCUCUCUAGCAUUAUUGUCUUAAUGAGAAAGGAGGUAAUGAGCUAGAAACCAGCAGGUGAGGUGUUUAUUUCCUGUUUUCUCAAAUUAGUUGCAUAUAUAAUCAUUAUCUUAUAAAGCUCUACUACAGAAACAGCCAUUACUUUAGUGUUACAAAAUAUACAUCAGGUUUAAAAAUAAAAUGUAAGGACUAGGAUAGAAGAGGGCAAGAGACCUUUAUUUUUAAUGUCUCCUUACUGAAUAAAUUAAAUAUGAAAUUUAUCUUUUUUCAGAUUGGCUUGGUGGUUGUGGUUAUGUAUCAUGUAGUAAGCAUAAUGUAAUUCAGCUUGAAAGAUGGUUUACUUCAUAACUAAUAAAAAGAAAGUAUACCUUU
Messenger RNA from Mustela lutreola (European mink), 1922 nucleotides. It is a transcript of the gene TMEM237, whose product is annotated as transmembrane protein 237. Gene Ontology annotation, cellular component: ciliary transition zone. The record is from RefSeq and is a predicted model, not a curated record. Gene Ontology annotation, biological process: cilium assembly. Bases 135 to 1361 code for a protein of 408 amino acids. The transcript is spliced from 13 exons. Lineage: Eukaryota; Metazoa; Chordata; Mammalia; Carnivora; Mustelidae.